Messenger RNA from Penicillium waksmanii, 651 nucleotides. RefSeq names its product Bromodomain associated domain protein. Bases 1 to 651 code for a protein of 216 amino acids. The record is from RefSeq and is a predicted model, not a curated record. Lineage: Eukaryota; Fungi; Ascomycota; Eurotiomycetes; Eurotiales; Aspergillaceae. Gene Ontology annotation, molecular function: protein heterodimerization activity. The transcript has a single exon.
AUGUCGGGCCACAACCUUCACAAUGCCCUCCUCCGACCUCCGAUAAUCCAAAUCCUACGCGCCCAGGGCUUUCACUCAACACGUCCAUCCGUCCUAGAAUCUAUCUCCGACCUCACCGCGCGAUACAUGAUGAUUCUUGCCUCCGCCACCGCCCAGCACGCCGCGAAUGCUCACCCCGAAGAUCCCGUCCCAGAAAUUGAAGAUGUCUACCAAGCCCUUCAAGAUGCCGGCGCAAUUCGACCACAAUUACGAGAAUGGGAAGAAGAGUGGGCUCAGGAAGAAGACAUGCGUGGCUUGGACUCUCUACUGGGAUGGAUUACAGGUCCAGCGCAUCGCGAGAUUCGCCGCAUUGCUGGAUUUGUCCCCAGUGAAGGCGACAUGGUGGAUCCCGAUGCGAUUGAGAAGGAGGAUUAUCUGACUGCGCUGAAAAAGAAGCACAGUAAGACUGGUGAAGAGUCCCGGUAUGCCGGUACUGUAUUGGGCAAGACUGGAGAGGAACAUCCAGUUGUGAUUGAAGGUGGCGCGCCUAGCAUUCGUGACUGGGGUGUACAGGUCAGAAAUCGUGUGGUCGAUCGCGGCGACAGUGAUUCGUCGGGUGUUAGUAGUGCUCCCAGUCACCUCACCGACGACGACGAUGCGAUGGAAGGGUGA